Molecule: messenger RNA, 2768 nt
Organism: Solea senegalensis (Senegalese sole)
Lineage: Eukaryota; Metazoa; Chordata; Actinopteri; Pleuronectiformes; Soleidae
Gene: drd5a
Product: dopamine receptor D5a
Exons: 1
Coding region: 231-1676 (481 amino acids)
Biological process (GO): adenylate cyclase-activating adrenergic receptor signaling pathway
Cellular component (GO): plasma membrane
Molecular function (GO): G protein-coupled receptor activity; dopamine neurotransmitter receptor activity
Source: RefSeq, a predicted model, not a curated record
UGAGACUCAGAGAGGCAGAGCCGGGGACGGAGGAGCCUGGGACAGAGGAGCCUGGAACAGAGGAGCCUGGGACAGAGUACACGAGGUGGCCAGGCUUGCAUCAUGCGCUCUCCACUGCCCGCUGCGUCUCAGCCCCACAGCGCACCUGGUCCGUCGCUCGGCUCAGUUCUGACGCGCUCACAUCUCUCUUCUCGCCUGUUUUGCGCGGAUGGAUGGAGACUCCGUGGUGAAUGGCUGAUGACUGCGCCCGUCCCCGCUCUCAGAGCCAUGGACUGCAGUUUCACAUGAAGAGGAACAUGGAGAAUCCAGCCAAGUACCUGUCAUCGGUGCAGGGCACUGACUCUGUGCCGGCGCCUCAAGGAGACAUGAUGUGGAACAGCACCGAAACAAAGGCAACGGGCGAUGACAGUAAGGAUAUGUUGUUGCGCACGGUGACGGGCUGCCUCCUGUCCCUGCUCAUCCUCUGGACUCUGCUGGGGAACAUCCUGGUUUGCUCCGCGGUACUGCGCUUUCGGCACCUGCGGACCAAAGUCACCAAUAUUUUCAUCGUCUCCUUGGCUCUGUCGGAUUUAUUCGUGGCCGUGCUGGUGAUGCCCUGGAAGGCUGUGGCGGAGGUGGCGGGCUACUGGCCGUUCGGCACUUUCUGCAACGUGUGGGUCGCGUUUGACAUUAUGUGCUCCACCGCCUCCAUCCUGAACCUGUGCAUCAUCAGCGUGGACAGAUACUGGGCCAUCUCGAGCCCCUUCCGCUACGAGAGGAAAAUGACCCAGCGAGUCGCCUUUGUCAUGAUCAGCAUCACCUGGACGUUGUCUGUGCUCAUUUCCUUCAUACCGGUGCAGUUGAACUGGCACAAAGCCACCGACGACAUGGCCGGUGCGCACAACUUCUCCACGAGUCUCCACCUGGAGGAAAACUGCGACUCGAGCCUGAGCAGGGAGUAUGCCAUAUCAUCCUCUCUGAUCAGUUUCUACAUCCCCGUGGCGAUUAUGAUUGUGACUUACACACGAAUAUACCGGAUUGCACAAAUACAAAUUCGAAGAAUCGCGUCCUUGGAGAGAGCUGCGGAGCAUGCGCAAAGCUGCAGGACCAACAGAAUCGAGUGCCAACACCACAACACGCUGAAAACGUCGAUUAAAAGGGAAACUAAAGUGUUCAAAACUUUGUCGGUGAUCAUGGGCGUGUUCGUGUGUUGCUGGUUGCCCUUCUUUGUCCUCAACUGCAUGGUCCCCUUCUGCGACAGGCCGGCCACGGACCGGGACGCGGGUCUGCCAUGUGUCAGCGAGACCACUUUCAAUGUGUUCGUGUGGUUCGGUUGGACCAACUCGUCCCUGAACCCCAUUAUUUAUGCCUUCAACGCAGAGUUCAGGAAGGCCUUUGCCAGCCUCCUGGGCUGUCGCUACUUCUGCUCCAACACACCUGUGGAAACUGUGAACAUCAGCAACGAGCUGGUUUCUUAUAAUCAGGACACUCUCAUACACAAGGAGAUCGCCAACGCCUACGUCAACAUGAUCCCCAACGUGGUUGAAUGUAUCGAGCACGAGGAGACCUUCGACAGGAUCUCCCAGUUCUCUCACAACAACGACAAUGCCACUGACUCCGUGUGUGACCUGGAGGACUGCGAGGCGGACAUCAGUCUCGACAGGAUGUCGCCAUUCACCCCGAAUGGAUUACACUGACUCCCAACUCCAUUGUCACGCCAUUCACGGCAGGUAUUAACAUCCUUCCUGAGAGAUCUGAUCACAUGCAGGUCGUGACCCCCAAAUCCGCCUUUAAUGUGUCCUUAGAUCCAGUCUCAAAAACCCCAUUCAGAAACCACAUGUCUCCUCUGAUUGGCUGUGCUUCCUCUGUAUUUUUUACUCUCAUCAGCACCAAUAAUUGGAGUUAUUUCUUUUUGUAAUGGUUAAAAUCUACAUAAAAAAAGUGGUUUGCAGGAUGAGUCUCUGUUGACUGGAGGCUUGAUGGUGUCUGAUAGAUGAUUGACAGGUGCACUUACAGGCCUAAAACACUGGCUGCACCUGAUUGGGCGAAUACUUCCACUAGUGGGCUGCUGGAUUUAAAGCCAGACCAACAUGGAAGCUUGUUUGAAGAUGGUUCACUGACCUGUGUGACCAGCAUUUCUCUAGCAGAAUGCAUCGUGUAGCUGUUUACAGUGGCGAUGAAUGGGAAGUGUGGAAGUCACAGAACUGGUGCACGUGCACUGAAACCAGUAAAAUAGCAAUUUAUUGAAUAGCCACCAGGCGGAGACACCACCGGUUGCAAGAGUAACUCUGUUGGAAUAAACAUAUAUGAUUUAUAAUGUCGGUAGACAUUUUCCUGACGAGUUUAUGAUCUCAGUCACUAGUUUCAGCUUAUCGCCGAUGAACAUGAUAAAGUACAUGUGAGUAAACACCAGUGUGAUUGACAGCUGGUGAAUAAGUGGUGCAAAUCUGCACCACUCCUCAGAAACAUACGUAAUGUUAGUGUAUUUGGACACAGUGUGGGUGAAGCCACAUCCCAUCUCAUGCGGUCACCGCAGAUGCCACCGUGACUAUAUCCCUGAGGACAGAUGUUAAUACCAGAUCUGAACAGAGCCAGUGUCUCCUCGUGCAUAAUUGGAUGUAUUGAAAAGAACGCCAUCAUGCAGUCAUUCAUUCAUUCAUUCAUUCAUACAUUCCUCCACACAGGGCCAGGCUCCUCUGCGCUACAGUGCACAGCGUCCCGUGGGCCUGCCUUGGCUUGGCUUUUUUUUUUGUUGUCAUGUAUGAGAUGUGAUGUUGUUGUCCUGUUGU